This is a messenger RNA of Sceloporus undulatus (fence lizard), 2989 nucleotides long. RefSeq names its product ras-related and estrogen-regulated growth inhibitor-like protein. The coding region runs from base 153 to 821 and encodes 222 amino acids. Gene Ontology annotation, molecular function: GTPase activity; GTP binding. NCBI's taxonomy places the organism in Eukaryota, Metazoa, Chordata, Lepidosauria, Squamata, Phrynosomatidae. The record is from RefSeq and is a predicted model, not a curated record. The transcript has 4 exons.
AAAAUGCUGGUGACAAAAGCCUAGCAGCAGGCGAGGGAGAGAGGGAGGGAGGCAGAGCGCAUGAGGCUGGCAAGGGAGGCGCAUGGGCAGGGGUUAGGAAGGAAGGAAGGAAGGAAGGAAGAGUGCUCUCGCUGCCCAGAGCUAAAGUCCUGAUGUUGGUGCAACUCAAGGCCGCCCUCCAAAAGGCCAGGAAGAUGUCCGAAGGCCAUUCGCCCAAACUGGAGGCCAACGUCUUGGUCAUCGGAGCCAGGAAAGUGGGCAAGUCGGCUCUGACGGUCCGCUUUCUGACCCGAAGGUUUAUCGGCGAAUAUGGGGAUAUUGAAUCCAUUUACACUCACAAAGUGACGAUGGAUGGACAGGAGGCUUGCUUCAGCAUUUGGGACUCGGUUUGUCCUCAGAUGGCCAGCCUUUGGGGCUGUGUGGCUGAGAAGCAGCUCUGUUGGGCCGACGGCUUCGUCGUGGUCUACAGCAUCUGCGACCGCGCCAGCUUCUAUUUUGCCGGCCAACAGCUCCAGCGCAUCCAGCGGCUGAAGAGGAAGGCUGGGGCUGGGAAGAUGCCCGUGAUCCUGGUGGGCAACAAGCGGGACUUGCAGCACCGGCGCGCCGUCUCCAGUGAGGAAGGCCGCCUCCUGGCUCUUUCCGCCGAGGCCGGCUUCUUUGAGAUCUCGGCCGCUGAGACCUACCACGGGGCCUUGGCGGUCUUCCACGAACUCCUGGACAUGGUCAGGGAUGGCCGGAGCGCCACCAAGAAGGCCUCCGUGGGCAUCCGGGGUCUGGUCCGAAGUAUGUCGGCCGUCUUUGGGAGGCGGAGGACGGAAUGAGGGCAACCGGAGAGGAGAAAGUUCGGAGUAAAGGAAGGAGCGAAAUGGCGGCACUGUUGAUGGCGAUGGACCAUACGUUGAAUGUAGGUUCCUCCUUAAGGACCCUGAGAUGGAGUGGCCACAGAAGGAAAGUGUGCAGAGACUGGACAUGGAGCUAUGGGGAACUACAAUUCCCAUUCACCUGCCACAGAGCUGUAAAUGCAUCUCUGGACAUUGAGAAACUUGUUGUCAAGGCAUAGGGUCUGAAACCAGGCUUGAGAACAUGGGGGUAAAAAAGGAUAAAGAGGGUUCUUUGGAGACUGUACAGGGUUCAAAGGUGCCACUUUGGGAUGGCAUCCCAGGCCCUGAGGUUUCUGGACCAAAACCUGAGAUCUAGGUGAUGUCUCGAUUUUGGGAGCAAAGCAGGAUAUAAAUAAUGUAAUGAUAUUGAUGAUGAUGAUGUCUUUAACUGUUGUGCAUGAAGUCCCAACCACAGUUGCUUGAAGUUUGUCCUUCCAAGACACACACACUGCACAAAACGUAUUUUUCCUGUUUGGAAAUUUGGACAGGAGUCUUAACUAAAGGAGUGUAUUCCUAGAUCAAGGUGGGAUGAAAUGCUUUUAUCCCUUCUCACGCACUUUGGGAGACGAAAUAAGGAGCAUUUCAUCUUGGCUAUAGCCAGGAGUUGGAUGCAAAGCAGAGCGGAGGGUGAGCCCUGGCUUUGCAAAUGGAGAGGCUGAGUAGUAAAUCCAUAGACCUUUGGAAAUUACAGCAACAAAUCGAUGAAGCCUUGCAAACCGUAGCAAGCUUCUGUUCCGCAAACUGAGGUGAAGAUUUGCACAUAGAUGUUUCUCAAUGCGGAAACCACCCAAAGCGAAGGAUUUGCACCCGCAUCUCCCACUUGGAGACGGAGAGCAAAAACUGGAGACGCAAAGCCAGGUCUGCAGAGUAACCAUAAGCAACCGUGUCUUUGUCCAACACAAAGAGAUAGGCUUUCCGAAAGUUGAUUUCCGCCUCCGUGAAACGGCGUGAAUCUGCUCUUAGCAUCCCUCCUUCGCGGGUAAUUACGCUCUUCGUAAUUUGGAAGGAGCAAGAGCCAUUAUGCCACAUUUCUCACUCGGCGGGAGCCAGAGAAACGGUGCGCUUGGUGGGAAGGGAAAUGACAGGCCUCGCUUGUCAAUUGAGGGCAGGAACCCCAGGGAACCAAACAGCGUGUGACCGUACAAUCCAUGCGUAUGGCUUUCUCUUUAAUUGAGUGCGCAGAGGCGGUGGCGCAGGUGGAGGAUUUGGGCUUCUUAUGCACAGCGCAAGCUCAAAGCCGCCGGGAAGGGUUCUGGUCGCUGUUGCAAUGCUGCAAGAUUUCACUUUGAAAAGAGGCAUGGGAAGUGCAUCAAUAGCCGAUAUGGCAACCAUUCACAAUCUCCAAGGAAGUGUGUGUGUGUGCGGCUUAGCACACUGUUUUUUAGGGGCCAUAAGUGGCCCAGUACACUCUUUUUGUGGGUCAUAAGUGGACUAGCACACUGUUUUUAUGGCCCAUAAGUGGACUAGCAUACUGGUCUUCUGGGCCAUAAGUGGCCCAGUACACCUUUCUUAUGGGUCAUAGGUGGGCUAGCGCACUCUUUUUGGGAGGCCGUAAAUGGCCCAACACAUGUUUUGUGAACCAUGAGUAGCCUAGCUUUUUGGACCAUGAGUAGACUUUUUUUGUGGGCCAUAAAUGGCUUAGCACACUGAUCUUGUGGACCAUGGGUGGACUAGCAUACUGGUUUUUGUGGGCCAUAAGUGGCCCAGUAACUCUUCUUGUGGGCCAUAAGUGGACCCGUGCACUGUUUUCUGGGGCAUAAGUGGACUGGCGCACUGAUUUUUGUGGGCCAUAAGUGGCCCACCAUGUUGUACAUGACCCAUCACACUUUGUAUAGCUCAUAAGUGGUUUCCUCCAUUGCUUUAUGGUAUGCAGGACUAUACAUACACCCUCACACAGGAACACAAAGAGCAUGUACACACAUACACACAUACACAUGCAUUUUCUUGCAACCCUGAACCAAAGCGCGAAGGGAGGCCACGCUGCGACCUUUUUGUUUCAACGGAUGAGAAAUAAUUGAUCCCAGUUUACACUCAAAUCUUUCCAUUCUUGAACUGCUCUUACGGAAAGGAGCUCAGGCAAAGAGAUAUUCUUUGGCAAGGGAUAAAAC